CUCACAGCUAAUUAGUUCAGCUCUUGACAAAGGUGGGCCAGCCACAGAAGGGAACCCCCGAGGCAGGCUUAACAGAACUACACACACUCUGCAGCUCCAAGGGGAGUAGCUCACUCCAGUGGUCUCCAAAUCAGAGCUGGGGUCCGUAGCACAGUCGUUCUCCACUCCAGAGCAUGCGAGAGGGCUUGGAGAGAGUGAGAAAGUUACUGCAGGACAUUUGGAGAGAAGUUUGUGAGAGAUGACUUCCAUUCCAGACUCGGAUGAUGACAAAGCCUUCAAAGACUUGAAUGUUGUAGGGAUGCUGCAUCAGUUCUGGGAGCAGAAGCAGGUAAAAGGAGCCAUGGUUGAAACCGAAAAUCUGGUGGUGUAUGAAUCCAUUCCCUCACCUGGCCCUCCAUUCAUCUGCUACGUAACCCUACCAGGAGGGAGCUGCUUCGGCAAUUUUAAGUACUGUUAUACGAAGGCAGACGCUAGACGAGAUGCGGCUCGUGUCGCUCUGAUGAACUCUACAUUUAACGAGUUGCCCUGCCGACGUAUCACCCCAGACUUCAUCGCCCGCAGUGUAGAAGAAGCCGUUAUCACUACCAGCGGCAACAUGGAGGAUGCUUCAGACCCUGGCACCAGUAUAGGAGCGUACUGCCUCAUGCUGCAGUCUAACACUGGCAAAACCAUGCUGGAGUUUCAGGAAAUAAUGACAGUGUUUCAGCUGCUGCACUGGAACGGAACGCUGAAGGCUUUUCGGGAGAGGAGAUGUAGCCGACAGGAGGUGAUCAGCUACUACUCGCAGCAGCGACUGGACGAGUGCAUGAGGAGUCACAUGGCGCUGGACUGGCUUCAGAGGGAGCGGCAGAGACCCGGCCUGCUGUCUCAAGAGCUGCAGCUGGCCUUCAGGGAGCUGGCUGAGGCUCGGCAGGCUGGCCGGGAGCUUCGCUUCUACAAGGAGAAGAAGGAGAUCUUGAGCCUGGCUCUCAGUCAGGCCAGCCCUGAGGAGCUGGAGGAGGAGGCCUGGAGGGGGCUGGAGUACCUGACCCAUGGAGGUCUCUGUAUGGAGGGCAGCAUGGUGGACCCAACAGAACACUGUCAGUUUUAUUAUCAAGAGAGCGGCAGUGACCUAGAGUCUCUGGGAUGAAGUGUGGGACACGGUUUAAAAAUUUAAAACGAACAGCCUUUUUUUUUCUUUUUUUUUUUUGCAUUUUUCUUCAACUUUACAAAGCUUACUGUGAAAUGAUGGAAAUGUUUGUGCCUAAAUAGGUUCCACUGUAGAAAAUAUCUAUUCUAUUAUCUAUUCUAGGGUUUCAAAUGGCAUCACAAUAUACAUACAGCUCUGGAAAAAAAAGAGACCACUUCAGUUUCUUUAAGAGAGUUAUUGAAUCAGUUUCUCUGAUAUUUCUCUGUUAUUUAUAGGUAUAUGUUUGAGUAAAAUGAACAUUUUACUUUUUGAACGUUUUAUUCCAUAAUCUGCAGACAACAUUUCUCCCAAAUUCUCUCCCAAAUAAAAUAUUGUCAUUUAGAGCAUUUAGUUGCAGGAAUUUAGCAAUGGCUGAAAUAACAACAACAAAAAGAUGCAGAGCUUUCAGACCUCAAAUAAUGCAAAGAAAAAGCAAAGUCCAUAUUCAUAAAGUUUUAAGAGUUCAAAAAUCAAUAUUUGGUGGAAUAACCCUGCUUUUUUAUCCCAGUUUUUGUAUGCAUCUUUACAUGUUCUCUUCCACCAGUCUUACACACUGCUUUUGGAUAACUUUAUGCCAUUAGUCCUGGUGCAAAAAUUUAAGCAGUUCAGCUUGGUUUGAUGGCUCCAUCUUCCUCUUGAUCAUAAUCCAGAGGUUUUUAAAAUCAUUUAAGUAAAAUCAAAGAAACUCUUAAUUUUUAUAUAUUCAUAUUAAUUUAUAUAUAUAUAUAUAUAUGUAUAUAUAAUAUUUUUUUACAGGAGCUUUAUAUUUACAGUUUCGUUGACCAAAUCAGUGAUUAACAGACUACAAAUGAGUGCCCUUUCCAUGAGCAGAUUUAUUGGACUUAUUCAUGGCAGUCAGCUUUCAAUUGCAGCUUUUAAUCCCAAUGUCUGUUUUUCAUUGCUUGUCUAGAAUAUCUUCUAGAUAGAUGUUUGUGUAAGAUGGCUUAGAUAUCUAGCUAACAAACUAAUUACUUUACUGCAUUAUUUCCACCAGUAUAAAACACAUAUGACAAAUAGUUGUAACAAAAUGCUGAUUUGCUGUUUGUAAGUUUAUGUAUAAUUUAUGUACUGAUGGAAUGGGUGCUAAUGUGUUAGCUAGGCAGCUAGCUAGGUAGUUCUGUUGAAUUGUGUUGCCAUGAAAACAUUAAAAACUCUGAGUGUGUGAAUGCACAGAGCUGCCGAGCAGCACAAUUCGAUAAAUAGUAGGACAGGACAUCCCAGCCAUGCUAAGUUAGACUAAGCUAAUAUGGCUACAAUGUCCCAAAUCUGAUGUUUUUUGACUAGUCAGAAUGAUUAUUCAAGAUAUCUACAAACAAUGUUUUGGUACCUUUGGUUGACCGUUGGCAAACCCAGAAAUUGGGUCCCAAAUUUUUGGUGGGCACAACAAAUAAAAGUUAUUUGAGUGAAAUCCUAGAAUAGUAAUAGAAAACCAUACAAAUUCCAAAAAAAGUUGGGAGGCUGUGUUAAAUGUAAAUAAAUGUAAAUAAAAAAGUGCAGUGAUUCUUAAAUCUCAUAGACCUGCUAUUCACAAUAAAACAUACACUGCCUGGCCAAAAAACUUAAAAAAAUAAAAUAAAAUAAAUAAAACUAUUUAAAUAAGUAAAUGAUGUGGGGUUGGUUGAUGCUGCAGUUGGUCUGCAGGUUUAGGUUCAGCAACAGUAUGUGCUGAAAGAAAGAAGUCAGCUGACUGAAUACUGAAUAUACUAAAUCUAGACCAGGUUAUUCCAUCAAUGGAUUUUAUCUUCCCUGAUGGGCAUAUAUGGCCAUAUUCCAAGAUAACAGUUCCAGGAUUCACGGAGCUGGAAUUGUGAAAAAGUGGUUCAGGGAGCAUGAGAUCAUCAUUUUCACACGUUUUGGAUUGUUCUGUUCACUACAGAGUCCAGAUCUUAACCUCAUUGAGAAUCUUUGGGAUGUGCUGGGUGGAGAAGGCUUUGUGCAGCAGUGGGUCAGACUCUACCAUCAUCAAUGCCAAUCAAAGAUCUUGGUAAAAAAAUUAAUGCAACACUGGAUUGAAAUGCUAAAUCUUGUUACAUUGCAGAAGCUUACUGAAACAAUGUGACAGUGAAUGUGUGCCGCAAUCAGAGCUAAAGGCGGUCCAAUUAAAUAUUAGAGUGUGUAACCUUUUUUUUGGCCAGGCAGUGUAAAACACAUAUUAGAUGACACACAUUAGUUGACAGUGACUCAUUUAGAACUUGAUGGCAGCAGCACAAAGCAAAGCAGAUGAAAUAUGAGUCAUUUUCACAGGUGUUUUAACUGGGGAAAAGAGCGAUUAGAGAGGCAGAGUCUCUCAAAAUCAAAGAUUGGGACAAAGUGUCUUAAAAAGUGUCUAAAUUGUGAAGAAAAUAUUGUGAAGACUUUGAAUAUCCCUCCAUCAUAACUACAUUAAACAAAUCUGAGAAUCUAAAGAAAUACUCUGGAAUUGCACGAUCAAUGUUGAAUAGUUUUAGAAUGACAUAUGCUGAUAUUUGUUUUAGGGAAAGCCUUCACAACUGGCAUAUUUCACAAAUACAAAACAUUUGACACAACAUGAACUAAAAAAAUCCGGUACCACUUUAAAAUAAGACUACCUUUAUAAAGGGUUAUAAAUGGUUUACAAUUAGUUUAUUAAUGGUUACUAAUUACGUUGUAAACGCCUUAAAAAUCACUAAUAAUCAGUUAUAACACAUACGUAGAAAGGGCAACAAUAUAGAUGGCUGUGUGAUUUAGUUCACUAUUUGGCAAAAAACUGGUCAUUGUUGCCCUUUCUAUGUAUGUGUUUUAACUGAUUAUUAAUGAUUUUUAAGGCAUUUACAACCUAACUACUAACCAUUAAUAAACACGUUAUAGAGGUAGUCUUAUUUUAAAGUGGUACCAACAAUCCAAAUUCAAUUACAAUCAAUAUUUUUUAAAAUGUUCAAUCUGUUACUUUUUCUUGGCGUUCUUAGAAAGUGCUUAUUUAAUGUUUUUAAAUGUAACGUUGCUGCAACAUCAUUUGUGUUCAUUUUUUAAAAUUUAUUUUAACAUUCGUCAGCUGGGAAUGCCUUGUAAGAAACAUUCUAAUAACGUUGUGAUGGUACCCAUUAAUAUGUCACGCUCCUAAAACAAUCUUACAGGCUAAUUUUAUAUGUUCCUCUCCAAAAUCCCAUAUGUAAAUCUAUGAGAUUUGCAAUAAAUGGAAUUUCAUUUGAUUUAUUUAACUUUAUUUAGCAUCCUAACAUUUUUGAAGUUGUGGUUGUAGAAUAUUAAGCUACUAAUACAUUUAGGGACCUCUGGAGAACAAUGUGGAGGUCCCAGCGAGCUCUUUUGAAUGUACAGUAUAUGUUUUGUGUUUGUUUAGUUGGUUUUCUAAUAACUUGCUUUAUAUUCAGCGUAAAGAGUAUUUUUUUGAUUUACUGUGAGAUUUAAAGGGAAUUUGUUACUGGAUGCUGGAUAUGCAGAGUGAAUAUGAAUGUAAAUACGUUUUUUUUUUUUAUACCAGCCACAUGGUGGCACCAUUUCCUGUGAAAGCUCCCAAAUAUUGCAGCAUCUGCUGUUUCACUCCUGAGAUCUGUGGGUACACGCUUUUUCUUGUUGAACUGUGUGAAAAGAUAAUCUCAUGAGUUUCACAUACGCUUGUAAUAUUAUUGCCAAAAUAAGCCACUUAUUAACAGUAUUAACAAUUGAUUUUAGUUAUUGACAAGCUUAUAUACACAUACACAUACAGCAUAUACUUGUUUUCUAAUGUAUAUAGAGCCACAUUCUGCUUGUACAGCCCUUUUAUAUUUUAUAGAACAUUACUGAUACUGAUAGUCUGAUUUAGUAGAGCUUUGUUUCGUCAAUAUUUUGGCUUCAAUGGAAUAUAACAGGUUAACUCACUGAACUACAUUGUAACUGGGAAUAGAAUGCAUGAAUAUUUUAAUACAGUGACCUUGAUGCCU
This is a messenger RNA of Astyanax mexicanus (Mexican tetra), 5064 nucleotides long. It is a transcript of the gene lix1, whose product is annotated as limb and CNS expressed 1. The transcript is spliced from 6 exons. Gene Ontology annotation, biological process: autophagosome maturation. The record is from RefSeq and is a predicted model, not a curated record. Lineage: Eukaryota; Metazoa; Chordata; Actinopteri; Characiformes; Acestrorhamphidae. Bases 239 to 1129 code for a protein of 296 amino acids. Gene Ontology annotation, cellular component: cytoplasm.